Molecule: messenger RNA, 391 nt
Organism: Paramecium primaurelia
Lineage: Eukaryota; Ciliophora; Oligohymenophorea; Peniculida; Parameciidae
Source: the annotation of a GenBank genome assembly
AUGAAGAAUCACUAUAUAACCUUGGGAUUGUAAAGAAAUGCUCAACAACGAUAAAUUAAGGAAGCAUACCAUAAAUUAGCUUUAAAAUGGCAUCCAGUAUAAUAUAUAAUUAAUCUAUUAUUAGGAUAAGAAUACUAAUUGUCGAGCUUAGGCAAUUACACAAUUCCAAGAAAUUAAUGAGGCUUAUAAUAUACUAUCUCAGUAAGAAAGUAAGAAAAAGUAUGAUCAUAAAUUGGAAAAACAAGAUCAUUUCUUAAAACUCAAUUUUUUUCUGGAACAAUUUGAAGAAAUGAAUGAAGAAUUUACUUAUUUAACUAAAGAUGAUAAAGAUACUUUGAACAAAUUUAUCAAUAGGAUAGACAAUCAAAGUAAAAGAAUUAAGAAACAUUGA